Cydia fagiglandana is the source of this 4473-nucleotide messenger RNA. It is a transcript of the gene ergic53, whose product is annotated as protein ERGIC-53. NCBI's taxonomy places the organism in Eukaryota, Metazoa, Arthropoda, Insecta, Lepidoptera, Tortricidae. Gene Ontology annotation, molecular function: D-mannose binding. The coding region runs from base 53 to 1561 and encodes 502 amino acids. The record is from RefSeq and is a predicted model, not a curated record. Gene Ontology annotation, biological process: endoplasmic reticulum to Golgi vesicle-mediated transport. The transcript has 12 exons. Gene Ontology annotation, cellular component: endoplasmic reticulum membrane; COPII-coated ER to Golgi transport vesicle; endoplasmic reticulum-Golgi intermediate compartment.
AACUUCACUCGGUUCAGUUUUGACGUGACACGAACUGGGUCGGUCGACGAAAAUGUACUCAAUAAAACUAUUGUUCUGUGCGUUAUUACUAUGCUUCUCAGCGCGUGCCAACAGCCAGACGGUGCAUAGACGAUUCGAGUACAAAUACUCAUUCAAACCACCUUAUUUGGCCCAGAAAGAUGGAUCCGUUCCCUUCUGGGAGUAUGGAGGCAAUGCGAUAGCGUCAGGCGAAAGCGUGCGGCUGGCGCCGUCGCUCCGAAGCCAGAAGGGUGCCAUCUGGACGAAGCAGCCCGUAAACUUCGACUGGUGGGAGGUCGACGUCAUGUUCAAGGUCACCGGCAGAGGGCGUAUCGGUGCUGACGGUCUGGCGUUCUGGUACACGUCUGCGCGGGGCGACUACACCGGGGAGGUGUUCGGCUCGUCGGACCGAUGGAACGGGCUGGCGGUCAUCUUCGACAGCUUCGACAACGACAACAAACACAACAACCCGUACAUCAUGGCCGUGCUCAACGACGGCACCAAGGUCUUCGACCACAAGAGUGACGGCUCCAUGCAGAUGUUAUCGGGCUGUCUCCGUGACUUCAGGAACAAGCCAUUCCCUACGCGCGCGCGCAUCGAGUACUACCAGAACACAUUAACUGUGCACUUCCACAACGGCAUGACAAACAACGAGGCGGACUACGAGCUGUGCUUCCGCGCCGAGAACGUCGUGCUGCCCCGAGGCGGGUACUUCGGCCUCUCGGCCGCCACGGGAGGCCUGGCCGACGACCACGACGUCGUACAUCUACUCACUACUUCUCUACACAGCACGCAACAGGCUGGCGGGCAGCAAAUCAGCAACGAUGAGCAACAGAAGCUGUCGCAGGAGUACCAGGAGUACCAGCGCAAGCUGGACCAGCAGAAGGAGGACUACAGGAAGGAGCACCCGGAUGAGGUGCGCGACAAGGAGGGCGAGUUUGAGGACUGGUUCGAGUCAGACGGACAACGGGAGCUCAGACAGAUCUUCCAGGGACAAGGACAGAUCCACGACGUACUGAGAGAACUGAACAAGAAGGUCGACGAGGUGAUCGGCAAGCAGAUGAACUCCCUGUCGAUGCUGUCGGCCGUGUAUUCGCAUGCGCAGGGCCAGCCCGUCGCGGCGCAGCAGCCGGGACAGGCGCCAAUGCAGAUGGGCGGUCUGCCGGUGGCGCGCCACGACUGGGACGCGCUGGUCGCCAACAACCAGAUCAUCAUCAACACCAUCGCGGAGCUCAAAGGGUUCAUAAUCGAAGUGUCCCGCAAGGCGGACGGGAUCGCGGCCGCCGGCGGCGGCGGGACAGCCAUCAACCCGCAGUUCCUGUCAGAAAUGAGAGACAGUCUCCAACAAGUGCAACAGACUGUCAAUGGAGUCGCACAGAGGAUAUCGUCGCCGGCGCACGCGGCGGCGCAGACGGCGUGUCCGACGCCGAGCUGCGUGGGGCUCACCGCCCUAAUAAUGGUGGUGACGUCACAACUCGUCGUCAUGUUCCUUUACAACCUCUACAAAGAAAGAAAAGAAGCUCAAGCGAAGAAAUUCUUCUAAGGUAGUUCCGUACCCCCUCCCCUCCCGCACCCCCUCACCAUAUAUCGAUAUAACAAAUUGUAAUAAAUUAACAAUUAAUACUCAUAUGUGUAAGAGCGAAGAUCUCUAAAAUAUCUACACAUUUGCCUACAAAAAUACAUACACAAUACUUACAUAAUAUAUCUACAUAAUACAUAUACAAUGUUAGAGAUUUUUCAUGAAUAAUUUCUAAUAUUAAUCAAAUUAUAUUUUUAUAUGAAAUAAGUCACCUACUUCUAUUUAUCGCAGUUAAAACACUAGCUUUUGCCUGCGACUUUACGUGGAAUGAUAAUGAUGAUAUGUCCUUCCCCAGGCCUCAAACUAUCUCCAUACUAAAUGUUCGGAUCUAUAUCUGAAUUCCUAAAGUCUUUUCUUCUAUUUUUGCAUUCCCUAAUAUUGUUUGUCAUAAUGAUCAGUUGUCCUAACACUAAAAACCCUAAUUUUGUUUUCCCUAAUUAUUAUUUACUCAUCCUAAUGUUAUUAAGCAUAUUUUCUUUUUUGCGAGGGUCGCAGUUCUAACCCUAACCUAACCUACUUUUGGGGCAGCAAGUUCUAAAACCUAACCAGUUUUCAGAACCUUACAUUAUGGAAAAUAAUCGUUAUGACAAUUGAUCGUUAGGGCAUGUGCCCAUUAGGACAAACCAGUUAGAGCAAGUGACUUUAGGACAAACGUUGUUAGGGAUUCAGAAUGAUACCCUAAAUGUUCAGAUGUUUUUGAGUUCUUCAUCUGUGUACAUGUACUCUCAACAAAUGUAUUAAAGCAUAUUAGAAUUACCUAAGACCUCAAAGUACAACAAUUUGACACUUUUUCCGAAAUUGUGUAAUUUUUUUGGACAUAGGCAAUUUUGAUGUGCAUAUACAUACAUAUUUACACAAAUAUCCGUAUGUAGUGUUUCCUAUAUUCAUUAGGUUUUUAAAUUAUUAUAAAUAUUAUAAAAGUCUUGUCCACUAAGAUUCUUACACUAUGGCGCCAAUACUCUUAAUGAGAUUAUGACAUACAUUAAUGUCGGACUCAAAUAAUUAUAACUUCGGUUUCUAUACUAUUUUCUAUGUAAGUAUACAGGGUGAUCAAUCCAAAUGGGUCAAUAUGGACAAGUCAGAAACUAUGAGAGAUAGCGAAAUCUGUUCUUAGGAAGUACCUAUUUUUAUUACUUGAAUUUUACAUUUUAACGUAAAUAUUUUAUUUAGGAACCAUGGCUUCGAUUUUAGAUUUAAUAAUAAUGGCAUUCAAAUUUUUUUAACUCAUACAUAACCGGGAAUCACUACACACACUACACUCAGCACAACUACUAGCUUAGUAGACAUAAAAAUGUAUGCAGAAGUGCUAAACUAAGUGUUGGCUGACUGUACCUAUUUAUAAGAAGUUUUAAACAGGAACGAUUUUAGAUAUCACAAUAUUAUGUUACGAGCGGGUGCGGGCCCGGUCUUGUCAAUGUAAUGACAAUGGAGAUACAUGAAAGUAUACAGGUUGAUUCACAAAAGCUGGCACGAAUGGAAUGAACGAAACUUUCAUUAUAUGAGUGUGUAUCGGGAUACAGUCAGAGCCACCAUUUUAUUGGUUAAUGUGAUACACACACACACAUGGAUAUUAUCAUUCACUCGAUUCGUGCCAGAUCUUGUGAAUCGACUAAAUACAAAUGAUCGUAACGAGGUGAAAUUAUGAACUUUUUCGGCUAGAGUAAGUGAAAAGCGUGUAAAAAUUGUCAGUUUAACUAGAUGGCGCUGUACGUCGCCAUAUUUUUUGCAGGAACUGGAUUGUUAAACGUCAACUUUUGACAACCGGAGUUACCGCUUAAUAUAUUACAUAUGCUGUAAUUUUUAGUCAAACUCAAAAGUAUUAUGUAUACAGUACAUACUGUCUGACCAAGGGGCUUUAAUUCCAGGGCUUGAUUUUACUCGCUAAACUGAGCUACUUUUACUAUGGGACCAACCCUAAAAUCGGGGAACUUUUUUUUGCAUUUCCAUAGAAAACUUCGACAUCUGAUCAGCCAAAAUGUAUGAAAAAGUAAAAAUUGUUUUCGUGAUUUCGGGGUUGCUGCCAUAAUAAAAGUAGCUCAGUUUAGCGAGUAGAAUCGAGCCCUGUAUUUAAAGCCCCAUGGUCAGUAACACCCUGUAUACGAAGUCAUCUAUUUAUGACAUUGUCAUUACAUUGACUAUUCGACUUAUAACAUAACGUAGAAGUUCAUUUUUUACCACGUCUCGAGAGUAAGAAAUAAAUAAUUUGUAAAUAAUAUUUAUAUUUUUGUGUCCUGUAAUAGUUUUAUUUUUCUCAUUUGUUUUUCUACGAAAUUUUAUUGGACUCCGAAACUUAAGUGAGGUUGUAUUUUUUUAGAUAAAUGAAGACUUGGUUGGCAUUUAUUCUACUUGGUUGUUAAGGAGGAUUCUCGUGCCGACUCGGGGUAUUUUAGAGAUAAUUCUCGGGCGUUCUCGACUUUUCUUAAGAAUUAAUGAAGUUUGUCAUUAGAAAGAUACGUAGUUAAAUAUGUAGCCCAAUUUAUCUCUUAAUAAGUUCGAGAAUGUUAGAUUUUUUUAAAUUAUUUUUGUUACACCUUAGGUAUACUCUUGUAGUUUGCGAUUGAAAGAUAGUACUACAUUUGAUUUUCUGCAAUAGCAGACAGUUAGGGCAUAAAAUCAAAUGUAGGGCAUAAAACUUAUAAUAUUAUUUUUCAAUCACAAACUAGUUGUCAUAUAUUCUUCGGUUUUUAUUUAUUUUGAGUUACCAUUUGAGUUCUUUAGUUCUAGAAAUUUCUCGAGUCGUCUCGAGAAUUCUCCACUUUGUCUUGAAGGUUCUCGUUUGCACUCGCAACUUCUGGUAUCGAAUUUACUAGAAAGAGAAUAAAAUUGUAAUAAAAAAAUACAUUGUUUAUUGUUCAACAAUAAAAAUGUGCCAAAUA